Messenger RNA from Tribolium madens (black flour beetle), 3641 nucleotides. RefSeq names its product titin-like. The record is from RefSeq and is a predicted model, not a curated record. Bases 252 to 2939 code for a protein of 895 amino acids. NCBI's taxonomy places the organism in Eukaryota, Metazoa, Arthropoda, Insecta, Coleoptera, Tenebrionidae. The transcript is spliced from 7 exons.
CAGAAUGUUUUAGUGCGUUUGCGGAGACAAUUUAGUCGAUAACGCGCGCUCCAAGUUAUGUAAUAUCACUGGAGAAAAAUCAUGCUGUAGAACGGAUGGGGUAACCCGGGCUAGAGAGCUGAUGUUGUGACUAGCGACUGUUUCGUGCACCACGCGGGAAAAAAAUAAUUGAGAAACAGUGUGAUUUCUGGAAACCGGUGAGUGUGCGUCUGAUGGUGGAUUAAAUCCGUUCGAAACCGGUCGAAGGGAAAAUGGGAAAGAAGGGUCGCAAGACCAGGUGGCGCACUUUAACUAUCACAGAUGAACACAGCGAUAGUGAAGAAUCAAAUACUACCACAUCGGGACACAGAGUCCCCAAAGGAUACCCCCACAAAUCGUACUACAGCCGUUUCACGUAUUCUAGUCAAUCAACGCCUACGAGAAGGUACCAGUGCGAUGGGGCGAAGUCGACGAGGUCCAGCAGCACUGCCAGUGAAAAUAAAAUCACCUUCAACGAAGACGAAUAUACGCGCAUUACGACACCUAGACAAGAUGUAUUAUUUAAAAAGGGUUACUUGAACAAACCCAAAACGUACCAAACGCAAACAUCUACCGGAAAUUCGACCACAUCGACUGGUAAUUCCACCGGAAAUGGAACACCAGACCACCAAUCAACAGACUUAGAAUACGAAUCACAGUUCGUCUUCCCGAAUGGUUUCGUCGAUCAAAACGGAAUCUACUAUAUCAACAGUUUUGAACCGUAUCCAGUGAUGGUUUACAAUCCCCCGACUUAUUAUCAGGAAUUUACGAAUAUUAAAGCGAAAAGAUGCAGCACAGGCUCGUUGACGGAAUCGACGAGUCCGAACAACGAAGAAACUAGUCAAAGCGAGACACCGGAAGUGAAUCCUGUUUACAACGUCGUAUAUCCGGGUUAUUACUACAACGGCGUAUGUGACCCCCCUCAAAACGGGACUGAGAGUGAACCUGAACCCCGUCGAGUGAAGAAACGAAGACGACGAAAGCCUUCGCGAUCGAAAGAGGGCACCACGUCCGAAUCUUCGGAUGAAGUUUUCAGCGACGAAGAACCCCCCGAACCCAAGGAAGAAACUUCACAGAUGCCUGAAGAACCAAAAUCCGAAGAAGACGAGAGUGCGACCCCUAAAUCGUACGAUCUCAAGCCGGACGCCGAAGAGUUCGUGCCCCGCGCCUAUCGACAGCCCCCCGAGACCAUUCCGAUGGAAGCCAACGUACAGUUUAUCAAAAUCCCGUCGAAUUUCGUACCGGUGCCGAUUUUGAAUCCGAUGAGCGAUUUUAACGCAUUUAUCCCACCCGGAAUUCCGAUCAACUUCAUACCUCAAAACUUUAUUAAUUACGUACCUUACAAACCCGCCAUCCAAUCAGAUGAAAAACCGACGGAAAAGCCCGAUGAGACGGUUAAAGAAACGGUUGAAGUUCCUAAAAAUCAAAUCGACAUUGCGAAGAUCGUGUCGAAACUUGAAGAAGCAGCCAAAGAACAAGACGAAACACCGAACCAUAAAGUAAAGAAGAGAUACAGAUACCAAAAAGUCGAACUGAGAAAACCGCCACCGAGUCCCGAACCGCGGGCAUGGAAACCGCCCACUCCGAAAAAAGAAGAAAGCGCACCGAAACCGCUCAGAAACUACUCAGAAACGUUGAAAAAAGCACCGGUUAAACCGAACGAAGAAAAGAUCAAGACCAAACAGAUUGUUAAAGAAGUUGUGAAGAAUCACAGAGUUGAACAAACUCCACAACGAGUGACAAACGAGUGGAUUUCAGUUUCGAGUCGCAAGAAACGAAAGAAUAAGAACGUGGAAGAAACCGGCAAUUUCGAAGAAGAAACAGUUCCCGAGAAAGAAGAACCAAUCCCCGAAAAAGAAGAAUCGGUUCCCAAAAAAGAAGAACCGGUUCCCGAAAAAGAAGAAUCGGUUCCCGAAAAAGAAGAAUCGGUUCCUGAAAAAGAAGAACCGGUUGAGGUCAUUGAACCAGUCGAGGUUAUUGAACCAAUUCCCGAACCCGUCAUUGUCGAAGAAGUGAAGGAAGAGAAGAAAGUUAGGAAGAAAACGAAGAAACACAACACAAAAGUGGCUCCGCCUCCGAUUACGAAGAGAGUUAUCAUCACAGAUGUUGAUUUGUCGGUGAAGGAAGUGAAGGAGGAGCCAAAACCAGUUCUAGAAGAGGAGCCAAAACCGGUUCCAGAGGAAGAAAUAAAAACAGUAGAGGAGGAAAAGCCGGUUGAAGAAAUCGUCGAGAAGAAAGAAUCUCCGGAGAGGAAACCAAAGAAGAAGAAGAAGAAAGUUGCCAAAGCCCCGAUUUUGAAUAGCCAAUCAAGUUCCAACACGACACUUAACGUUCUUGACGAUUCAUACGAUUUUCUCAUGGAUGAAUCGAUAGAGAAAACUAAUGUUGAGGUGUCGCAAGAAUUAGACAAGAUGAUCCAGAGAGGGAUGUACAACAGUCUGGAGGAGAAAAUCAAAUCAAUGAACAUCGAAUCAAACGACAACUUCUUCAAGAGCAUCAUUACGAACAUAUCAAGCCGUGAGCCGAGCGUUGAAAAAAGCUACAAAACGCCCGACUUGAGCAAAAUCCUCACGUCACCUCUCCUCAAACCGGCGAGUUUCGAUCACAAACCGGGCGAUUUUUUAGAUGAAACCACCCCCAAGCCUCUUGGGGGUGGUACCGAGAAUCUCUACCCUAUCACCAGAGCCGUGAAGGAGUGGAUGAGUAAAACGCGCGAGACCACCCCCGAUGUGGAGUUACUCAAAAGUCCCAGCGAAAUCUUUCGCGAGUUUUGCGAUGAAGAUGGGGACGAAGGAACGGAGACGUCGUGUUCUUCACUUGAAGAAGAAGAUUAUCUCAAGGUCCAAGCGGAGGAGAAACGGGGGAAGUACCCCAAACAUGGCAAUCUGCCAUACAGGGCGAUAUGUUGUAGUAUUAUGUGAUGGCGACUGUCUGGGACGCGAUUACUUAAUUCUGGGCGUACUUAAGACGUUGUUUCUUCCGUUUGUGAAUAUUUUUAAGGUUGGUGGUGACGCACCGCUGGUCUUGUGAUGUUAAGAGACUUAUGGAGCGCCCCACAAACGAAAUCAAAAUUUUUUGGUGUUUUUGGCCUCCUCCCUCCCGGUCCAAGGCCUGCUCCAAAGAGACUGAGUUAUACGCUUAAGGCGCGUCACACCACGAAAAUGGCAAAUGUUUCUGUAAUAAUAAUUAAAUCAAUUGAUUGUUCUGUUUCGUAAUGUUGAAUCGUUAUUGUUAUAUAGUUGAUAGGGGACAAAUCCGGCCGUGUCGCGGUUUUAAUUAUGUAGCGGCCGCCAAAUUUUUACGUUGGUUCAAAACGCCAUUUGCUCAUUUACCCCUUAUUGGUUGUCCUUUAGAAUGUAAAAGUAGCGUGCAAUUUUAAGUUUAAGUGUGAUUGCUCCACACCCUAAAUUAUAAUCAUCAUCGCGGCGACAAUAUUAGGGGGUGUGAAAUUCAAAAAGACACUGUUGUAUGUAUGUUAAGUCUAGUGUUAAGUUGUUUUGCGCAUGUAUGGAGUUUUUUCUUAAGUUUUUCCUUUUCGUUUGGUUGUUCUAUUGUUACAAUGUUUGUUAUUUUUGAGAGUUGUGCCUUUGCAAAAUUUUUAAAAUAAAGAAAAUUAUAAUGAA